Messenger RNA from Corticium candelabrum, 1498 nucleotides. RefSeq lists its product as uncharacterized. The transcript is spliced from 2 exons. NCBI's taxonomy places the organism in Eukaryota, Metazoa, Porifera, Homoscleromorpha, Homosclerophorida, Plakinidae. The record is from RefSeq and is a predicted model, not a curated record. The coding region runs from base 176 to 1498 and encodes 440 amino acids.
UUCGCUGUUUCAACACAUAAAUGCAAACCACAUUUGCUACAGAAAUUUCCCGGAUGUUCAGUUCUUAGAAUUCCACAACCGUCGCUUAUGUUCAGAAUGUGGCUUUGCUUAUGGUAAUCGUUUCUCAUUUUGCCGACGUUCUCUAGGUCCUGGUCGUGGUAGAUGUCGUGGUUUGAUGACCCAUCCAAGUGCAUCAUCCUGGUUGAGUCAGUGUGAAUCCACAGCUGUUAACGGUGAUAUUGGAAUUCAGAAUUCACCUGAGGUAGCUCCAACAUCAGCUUCAAGGAUUACUUCUUCAUCAGUGCCUGUAUCCUCAUCUUCUAAUUUGGUGCUCGAGGGUAUUAAAGCAGCUUCUAUGAUGUCCUAUCCAGCUGUUGGUGACAUGGAAUUGUCUGUUUUCAAUUCACUGAUGAACGAAGUUGUCACCACACCAGUUCAGACAGUUACUCAUGUCCCAAAAUCAGUUAGACCACUUCUAAGUGUGGUUUUAGCUAAAGAAUUACGGUGUGCUUGUGAGGGUGGCCUGUGGGGCUUUGCUCGCCUCUUCAUGCUGGCCAAAGCUACCCUUCGCUGUCCUCCUCGUGGUGGGAGAAAGAAAAGGUACGUUGUAAAGGAAAUUUUGUCUUCUCGCCUUCAACGUUGGUUGGAUGGAGAUAUUCUAUCACUGUGGCUGGAUGUCAAGGCUGAGACUAACCCUUGCCAUGUUUCAUUGAAUUCCUCAAAUACCGCUACCACAAAUACUCGAAGAUCAUUGAGAUUGGCUUCAGAAGGUCGAUACAGUGAUGCACUUCAGGCUUUGGGUUCACGAGGUUGUGCCUCUCAUGACAGCAGUGAAGCUUUAGAAGAGUUGGCAAAUCGACAUCCAGUUCACGAUCUUCCUGCUUGGCUAGAGGAAGUCCCACCUUCACUAGUUGUGGACUCUCAGGAGGUUAUUUCUGCAUUGGAAGCAUUUCCCAAUGGCUCAAGUCCCGGUUAUUCUCAUCUUCGAGCACAACACUUAAUUGAUGCUAUACGAGGUUGCAAUGUUCCAGAAGCGCAGUCCUGUUUAGAAAACCUAACACGAUUGAUGUGUCUCUUGUUGUCUGGAAAACUUGAUCGCAACAUUUCUCCCUUCCUGUCUGGUGCCCCUUUGACUGCUCUCCAAAAGAAGGCUGGCGGCAUUCGGCCCAUUGCUGUUGGGGAAGUGUUGCGUCGUUUGGCUAGCCGUCUUUGCUGUUCUGCUAUAAAACCUCGCUUACCGGACGUCUUCUUACCAUAUGGUCAGGUAGGUGUUGGAAUACGAGGAGGUUUAGAGGCAAGUGUUCAUUCUCUAAGGUCAUACAUUGAAGAGAACAGUGCUAGACAUGACCUGUGCUGUUUCAAACUGGACAUGAAGAAUGCGUUCAAUGAAUGCCAUUGCAAUUCAUUCCUGAAGAGACUUGGCAGUGAAUUUCCUGAAUUGGUAGCUUGGCAGGAGUCCAACAAGGCGAUCCACUGGGACCACUGCUGUUCUCCUUAG